AUGGAAUCUUUGAUUUUACCAGGCGAUUCUUUUCAUGUGGAAAAACAAGAAAACAUUGUACUAGGUCCUGGGGCGUAUUGCGAUCCAAAGAGCCAAAACUUGCAGCCUGUAAAUGCAGGUCUUGAAGUGUCGCGAGAAUCCAAAAAAAACGUAUUUGUACAUGUGGAUUUCAACUCCAAAAGGUAUAUUCCCGCGGUGGGCGAUCUGGUGGUAGGAUUAAUUACGGGCUCUUAUUCCGACAGCUACAAAGUCUCUUUGGAAUCCUUUUCAACGCCCGUCACAUUAGCAUACAUGGCUUUCCCCAAUGCCUCAAAAAAGAACCGUCCCACGCUAAAGGUCGGGGACCUUGUAUAUGCCCGUGUCAGCAAGGCAGACAAAGAACUGGAGGCAGAAAUCGAAUGUGUGGAUUCGACGACUGGAAAAGACGCAGGUUUUGGGCUUUUGGAGGGUGGAAUAUUGGCCGAAGUCUCGCUAGCCUACGCCAGAGAACUUGCCUUCAACUCUGAGUAUACGCUUCUGCCUUUGUUGGCGAAAACUGCACAAUUCGAGGUGGCCAUAGGUAUAAACGGGAAAAUAUGGAUUAAAUGCGAUGAUGUCAGGCACGCACUCGCCUGCAAACUAUCUAUCGAAGAGUGUCAACAUCAUGCAUCCACAGAACAUAAGACCAUAAUAGCAGGGAUCUUCAAGAGAUUACAGAAUUCUAAGGAUUAG
Messenger RNA from Lachancea sp. 'fantastica', 711 nucleotides. The record is from the annotation of a GenBank genome assembly. Lineage: Eukaryota; Fungi; Ascomycota; Saccharomycetes; Saccharomycetales; Saccharomycetaceae.